AUGUCUGCCGAGCCUGAUCACUCCGAGCACAAGAAGCACCACAAGGUCAAUCUGACCGAUGCUUCGGGUGCCGAGCACAAGAAUGAGGACGAUGUCGCAACCGCAAUCCUCAAGAAGAAGAAGAAGCCCAACCAGCUGAUGGUUACCGACGCUGUCAACGAUGACAACUCAACUAUUGUCCUUUCCACCACCACGAUGGACAACCUCCAGCUCUUCCGAGGCGACACAGUUCUGGUUCGCGGCAAGAAGAGGAAGGAUACCGUACUUGUUGUGCUGUCGGAUGAUGAUCUCGACGACGGCAGCGCUCGGCUGAACCGUGUCGUUCGACACAACCUGAGGGUCAAGCACGGUGACAUGGUCACCAUCCAUCCCUGCCCUGACAUCAAAUAUGCCAAGCGCAUUGCUGUUCUCCCCAUCGCCGACACUGUCGAGGGUCUGACCGGCUCCCUGUUCGACGUUUUCCUCGCCCCGUACUUCCGCGAGGCAUACCGACCAGUUCGCCAGGGCGAUCUGUUUAUUGUACGUGGCGGUAUGCGUCAAGUCGAAUUCAAGGUUGUCGAGGUCGACCCGCCCGAGUUUGGCAUCGUCGCUCAAGAUACCGUCAUCCACUGCGAAGGUGACCCGAUCGAGCGUGACGAGGAGGAGAACAAUCUUAACGAGGUCGGCUACGAUGAUAUUGGUGGUUGCCGUAAGCAGAUGGCUCAGAUUCGCGAGAUGGUUGAGCUGCCUCUGCGCCAUCCCCAGCUUUUCAAGUCCAUCGGUAUCAAGCCGCCUCGUGGUGUCUUGCUGUACGGACCUCCGGGUACCGGUAAGACUUUGAUGGCGCGUGCUGUGGCGAACGAGACUGGCGCCUUCUUUUUCCUCAUCAACGGCCCCGAAAUCAUGUCCAAGAUGGCCGGUGAAUCCGAGUCCAACCUGAGGAAAGCCUUCGAGGAGGCCGAGAAGAACUCGCCAGCCAUCAUCUUCAUUGAUGAGAUCGACUCGAUUGCUCCCAAGCGUGAGAAGACCAACGGCGAGGUCGAGCGUCGUGUUGUCUCUCAGCUUCUGACGCUCAUGGACGGUAUGAAGGCUCGUUCCAACGUUGUGGUCAUGGCCGCCACCAACCGACCCAACUCUAUCGAUCCGGCUCUGCGUCGUUUCGGCCGCUUCGACCGUGAGGUCGACAUUGGCGUUCCUGACCCGACCGGCCGUCUCGAGAUUCUGCAGAUCCACACCAAGAACAUGAAGCUUGGUGAUGACGUCGACCUGGAGCAGAUUGCUGCCGAAACCCAUGGUUAUGUCGGUUCCGAUAUCGCUGCCCUCUGUUCCGAGGCUGCUAUGCAGCAGAUUCGCGAGAAGAUGGAUCUUAUCGACCUUGACGAGGACACGAUCGAUGCUGAGGUCCUCGACUCUCUUGGUGUUACCAUGGAGAACUUCCGCUUUGCCCUCGGUGUCUCCAAUCCCUCGGCUCUGCGCGAGGUCGCCGUUGUCGAGGUGCCCAAUGUUCGCUGGGAGGACAUUGGUGGUCUCGAGGGCGUCAAGCAGGAGCUCAAGGAGCAGGUCCAGUACCCUGUCGACCACCCCGAGAAGUUCCUCAAGUUCGGUAUGUCGCCUUCCCGAGGUGUGCUCUUUUAUGGACCCCCCGGUACGGGUAAGACUAUGUUGGCCAAGGCCGUCGCCAACGAGUGCUCUGCCAACUUCAUCUCCGUCAAGGGUCCUGAGCUCCUCAGCAUGUGGUUUGGUGAGUCCGAGAGCAACAUCCGUGACAUCUUCGACAAGGCUAGGGCUGCCGCGCCCUGCAUUGUCUUCUUGGACGAGUUGGACUCCAUCGCCAAGGCCCGUGGCGGCUCGGUUGGUGAUGCCGGUGGCGCGUCCGACCGUGUUGUUAACCAGCUUCUGACCGAAAUGGAUGGUAUGACUUCGAAGAAGAAUGUCUUCGUUAUCGGUGCCACCAACCGUCCGGAGCAGCUUGAUCCCGCUCUGUGCCGUCCGGGUCGUCUGGACUCUCUUAUCUAUGUUCCUCUUCCCGACGAGGAGGGCCGUCUUGGUAUCCUCAAGGCCCAGCUGCGCAAGACCCCUGUCUCUGGCGAUAUCGACCUGAACUACAUCGCUUCCAAGACUCACGGCUUCUCCGGUGCCGAUCUUGGUUUCAUCACCCAGCGUGCUGUCAAGAUUGCCAUCAAGGAGGCUAUCAACGCUGAUAUUGAGCGUACCAAGGCCCGCGAGGCUGCUGGCGAGGAUAUCGACAUGGAGGAUGAUGCUGAGGAUCCCGUCCCGGAGCUGACUAGGCGACACUUCGAAGAGGCCAUGCAGAUGGCCCGUCGCUCUGUCACGGACGUCGAGAUCCGUCGUUACGAGGCCUUCGCCCAGCAGAUGAAGAAUGCUGGUCCCGGCGCUUACUUCAAGUUCCCCGAGGGUGGCGUCGACUCUGCUGCUGCCGCCGACAACGGUGGCCAGUCCUUUGGCGAUGCUGGAAAUGACGACGGUCUCUACGAUUAA
Thyridium curvatum is the source of this 2478-nucleotide messenger RNA. RefSeq lists its product as uncharacterized. Gene Ontology annotation, biological process: retrograde protein transport, ER to cytosol; autophagosome maturation; mitotic spindle disassembly. The transcript has 6 exons. Gene Ontology annotation, molecular function: polyubiquitin modification-dependent protein binding; ATP hydrolysis activity; ATP binding. The record is from RefSeq and is a predicted model, not a curated record. The coding region runs from base 1 to 2478 and encodes 825 amino acids. Gene Ontology annotation, cellular component: VCP-NPL4-UFD1 AAA ATPase complex; nucleus; cytosol. Lineage: Eukaryota; Fungi; Ascomycota; Sordariomycetes; Thyridiales; Thyridiaceae.